Messenger RNA from Caenorhabditis briggsae, 648 nucleotides. Lineage: Eukaryota; Metazoa; Nematoda; Chromadorea; Rhabditida; Rhabditidae. Gene Ontology annotation, cellular component: FAR/SIP/STRIPAK complex; Golgi apparatus. The transcript has 6 exons. Gene Ontology annotation, molecular function: protein kinase binding. Gene Ontology annotation, biological process: positive regulation of MAP kinase activity; regulation of Golgi organization. The record is from RefSeq and is a predicted model, not a curated record. The coding region runs from base 1 to 648 and encodes 215 amino acids.
AUGAACGAAGAGGGCGGAUAUCUUGGAGCAAUGACUUAUCAGUGCUUGUACAAUCCAGUUAUGGAGAAAAUCAAACAGAAGCACCGAGACGAUCCAAGAGCUUCUCUUGCACUCAACAAACUGCAUACUGCAUUGACCACCUGUGAGCAAGCGUCUCCAUCGUUCCUCUACGACUUCACAAAAGUUCUUCUGGAUGACUCGGAGUUGAAUUUAAAUCUACAGGAAUCCUACUUGAGAAUGCAUGACACUUCGCCAACAAAUGAUUUGAUUGUCAGUGGCUAUGAACAAAAUGCCGAUUACAAAGAGCUCACGAAACGAGCCAUCGAACUUCGUCGUGUUCUAUCGCGAGUGCCAGAAGAAAUGUCUGAUCGUCACGCAUUCCUUGAGACAAUUAAACUGAUCGCAUCUUCAAUCAAAAAGCUGCUCGAAGCAAUCAAUGCUGUCUACAGGAUUGUCCCAGUGACCGCCCAACCGGCAGUCGAAAAGCGCAAGCGAGAGUUCGUGCACUACUCGAAAAGAUUCAGUAACACUUUGAAGACCUACUUCAAGGAUCAGAAUGCCAACCAGGUAUCGGUUUCCGCGAACCAGCUCGUCUUCCAAACCACAAUGAUAGUCCGUACGAUCAACGACAAGCUUCGCCGCGCUUAA